Messenger RNA from Pseudozyma flocculosa PF-1, 2025 nucleotides. RefSeq lists its product as uncharacterized. The transcript has 2 exons. Gene Ontology annotation, molecular function: oxidoreductase activity, acting on the CH-CH group of donors. The record is from RefSeq and is a predicted model, not a curated record. Lineage: Eukaryota; Fungi; Basidiomycota; Ustilaginomycetes; Ustilaginales; Ustilaginaceae. Bases 1 to 2025 code for a protein of 674 amino acids.
AUGCGAGCAGAGGAGGGCUUCCAGUUCCAGCCCUUCCGCGUGGGCAACCCCUGGGGCGAGGACGCCGCGCUCCGCCUCACCAUCCUCCGCCUCAUGCUCACAAACGGCCUCGACGCACCCACCGUCUCGCGCCUCUUUGAAAGCCUCCACUCCUUCGGUGCCAGGUGCGCCGGGCCGUACGCCGACAUCGCAGCCACCCUCGACAACCCCACCCAGGAACCCACGUUGGUCCAGUACGACGCUUGGGGCAGGCGUGUAGACCGCCUCGUCACUGGCCAGGGAUGGCAGCGCCUCAAGGCCGUCGCCGCUGCAGAAGGCAUCGUCGCAGAGAGCUACGACACCGAGAAUGCCCGCCAGGGACAGGGCAGAGCACGCCUGGGCCAGUUCGCCCGCCUCUUUGCCUUCGCGCGCAUCGUCAUGUUCGGCCCCGUCAGCAAGGUCGUCCUCUGCCCCGUCAGUAUGAGCGACGGUGCGGUCCGCGUGCUCGAGCUCCACGGCACUCCAGCCCAACGCGCCUUCAUCCCGCGCCUCUGCUCCAUCGACCCGCACCUCAACUACACGGCAGGCCAGUGGAUGACUGAGCGACCAGGUGGAUCAGACGUCUCUCGUACAGAGACCGUCGCCCGGCCCCUCGACCCUCACAACACGGCCCCCAAGAAGGGCGACAAGUUUGUCAUUGACGGCUUCAAGUGGUUCAGCAGCGCCACCGACGGCGACAUCGCCCUCGCCCUGGCUCGCACCGACCCCGACGUGUCCAAGGGCACGCGUGGCAUGUCGCUCUUCCUGAUCAAGAUCCGCGACGACGAGACGGGCAAGCUCAAUGGCAUCCGCGUCCACCGGCUCAAGCGCAAGCUCGGCACAAAGUACCUCCCUACCGCUGAGCUCGAGCUCAACGGCUGCAUCGGCGAGUUGGUGGGCGAGCUGGGGCGCGGCGUCGCCACCAUCUCGUCGGUGCUCAACAUCACCCGUCUCUACUCGGCCUCGGGCGCCGUGGGUGGCCUCUCCUGGGGCCUUCGCAGCGCUACGGCCUACGCCCAGACAAGACCGGCGCUGGGUGGCAGUCAGCUCUCGCAGCUCCCGCUCCAUACCGACCAGCUGCUCAAGGUCACCGUCCUCUACCGCACCUUCCUGCAGGUCUUCUUCUCCAACGCGCUCUUGAUGGGCGCCUCCGAGUCGGGAGAGGCUACGGACCGGCAGAAGAUGCGGCUGCGGCUGCUGACGCCCGCGCUCAAGGCGUUUAUCGCGACCCGGGCCAGCGAGGCGUACCUCACGCUGAUCGAGAGCUUCGGUGGGCAGGGCUACAUGGAAGAGGUGGGCAUGGGCGAGAUGCUGCGCGAUCUGACCGUCGAGAGGAUCUGGGAAGGCACGCCGGCCGUCCUCUCGCUUGACGUGCUGCGCGUCGUGACGCAGAGCAAGGGCCGUGCGCUGCGGGAAUUCCUCGAGGACGCCGUCGCCGCCCUUUCUUCGCUGCCUGCCGGCAUCCGACAGCGGUUGAGCAAGGAUAUCGAGCAGGUCUCGGACGCCGUCGCCAAGACGGCGGGAGUCGUGCAGUCGCUCGAUCUGGCGCGGCACAUGUCGAGCAACGAUCUCCGCUUCACCCGGCCGCUGCUGGACGUCGUCAUGGCCAUCAACGCUUCGGUGGGGCUGCUCGAGCACGCCGCGUGGCUAUCGGAGCCAGCAUCGGUCGAUCCGCUCGACAUUGUUCGGCUGGCACGCCUGGGCGGACGGGACGACCUGUCGGCGCAGGCGGCUCAGCAGGAGGAGAUGGCACGGCUGUGGAUCAGCGGUGGACACGGCGACCUCGCCAGGCUGCUCGACCAGCUCGCCUCGACGGUCCAGGACGACGCGGGCAAGACGGUCCGGCUGGCCAGUAGCAGCGUGUAUUCGUGGGGCGAGCGGGGGAACGCCGAUGCCGGUGUUGCUGCUGCAGAGUCCAAGUCGACGUCGACGCCGGCCGCGUCCAGAACGGUGCCUCUGGAACAGGCGGGUGGUGCCUAUGCCCUCAAGGCAAAGUCUCGUCUCUGA